CGAUCGUCGGCGCCACUCUUCUCUUCCGCCUUUCGCUGCCGCUGUUACCCCUGCUCUAUGUUUGAAGAAUGUCCGCGUUGACGGACGGAGGAACGUCCCAGAACGUGCGGAAAGGGAGAAGAAUCGUGAAGUCCCGCUACCUGCAGUACGAUAAGAAAGAGUCCAGUAAGAAUGCUUCAACAAAAUCCUUUUCGUCAUCGACUUCCAGUGCAUCUUCCACAGCUAAAGCAAGACCGGCGCUCGCCCAGAAGUCUGAAGGUUCUGGUGUUGCCUCUGGCUUGUUAAAUCAGAGUAGUUUUGAGAAAGGUGACCUGCAAUCCACUUUAUUAGAUGGAGAUAAAAUUACUCGACCAGACCUUGAUCUUUCAGCUAUUAAUGAUAAAACCGUCCUACAGAAGUCUACAAGUUCAAAGGCUUCCUGCAAAACAGAUAAAGGGCCACGUGUAAAAAAACAGAAAUCGAAAAACAAUCCUGCUGUUGUGGGGGCAGAGCUGAGCUCUCAGGAGCUGAUUUUAACUUACCUAAGAGUGCAGCAGGGGAAGGACGUGGCUGAGCUCGAGGAGAAAGCAGAAGAAAACUUGUUAAUGUUGUGUGAAGAAAAAGAGAGACAACAGGAGAAGCUCUAUGAGUUGAAGCGUGAAAUUCUGCUCAGAGAGAGAGAGGAAAAGCUUGAUGAGGAGCUUGUAAAACAGAUGGAAGUACUUUCUCCUCUUGUUCCUCUUCUUGAACAAUUUAAAGAGCAGUAUAAGAGCUUUGCAGUUGCUCUGGAUGCCACUAGACAUAAAUUACCCAUUAAAAACAUUCACGUAGAGGGAGAUAUGCCAACGUACCUAGACAAACUGCAAAAGCAGUUGACUGUCACCCAGGAACUUCUGGCAGAAGUUAUGCCAGACUGCUCAGAAGAAAGUGCAAAAGCAUUCAGUGAACUGCAAGGUACUGAAGAGGUGUUUCAAAAGCUGGAGAAAGAACUUCGAAGGAGCUUCACUCAAGUGCAGAACCUGUCGUAUGAAGCUAGCAAAGAAGUUUCACUGCAUAAUCAAAGACUAUGUGAGGACAAUCAUGGCGUAGAUGUUGUGAAACACUGGUACUUCAACUGAGUGUCUGUGAUCUGUGUGUUUUAUUUUGUUUGUUACUGAUGGCGGGGUCCUAAAUCAAUGUCAGACUUGUAUGUUUUUGUUUACUGUCUUUGAUUUGUCCUGUAUCUUGCUUUACUUAUGGACAGAACACAUCCAGCUUUCCAGUUUCAAUAUGAAAGCAGCUACAUGUGUGACUGAUCUAAGAAUGGAAUUUUCUUCUGCUUACCCAUAAGGAGACUUAUUUUUUUAAACAGCCAUUUCUGUGACACUUUUAUCAUCACUUGCUGCCUUGGUAAUACUGCAAGUUAAAUCAAAUGUUAUUCUUAGCAAACAUGAACAAUGUAUCCUUAAACUCAUUUUACUUUCUUGCACCUGGCUUUGAGUGCACUGCUUUGCAACUCUUCCCAGCCCAGUGUUCCUUACAGGGGCGCGUCUCCAGAGAGAGAUGUGGAGCUGUGUUUGUUGUACUGUGUGUUUGUUUUUUUUAAUCUGGAUAGGAGAACCAGGAGGAAUGCACAGCAUGAUCAUUAAUCACUUGGUGAACAGCUUCUAGAGGAACUCUUAAUUGCCCCUUGUGUCUGGGUUUUUCAAUGUGGGUAGCAAAGAAUGAGGCUGGUGAGCAGGAGUAGAGUUUUGGUAUAUUUUUGCCUAAUUGUCUUGUAAAUAAAUUACUGAAACAUAAAUGCUUUUGUAUUGAUGCUUUCUCUUGAAGUGCUUUAGAUCUUUAUUUUAAAAUAAAGAUUACUUUUUCACUGCUGCGUUAGGAGCCAUCAUGUUUGAAAAUCUUCACUGAUCUCCUAAAGAAGCUUUUGUUUCCACCUGGCUUGCAUAGAGCAAAUAUUACACAAUGUGUGCAGGAGAGGAUUUCUAGGCAUGAAGUCCUAAGGGCAAGUCGUGUCCUCCUGGCACCCAAAGCUCAGAUGCCAGAAGAGUCUGAUCAUGGAAAGAAACUUCUAACCUAAAUAGUGCUUAAGUGCUGGAAUGAGAAAGAUAAUAAUGAUCUGUUAGAACAUGGAUGCUAGCUGUGGAAAUGGCUUUUUCAACACGCAAAUAAAUGAUUUAGGUUUUCUUCCUGCUGUUAGCAGAGGUCUAGAGAGAUUCUGUCUCCGAUGAUUAAAAAUAAGGUGAAAUUGAGCUGUAGGAUGGGGUCAGUAGAGAUGUGUAUUGGAUAAGUCCACGUAUGACAAGCUGUUAAGACCUCCAUCGUAUGUAAUUUCAGUGUCAUCGUUUCAUAGCAGCUGGUCCACGACGUGGUGGGGGGACAAUUAUUUUCAGAUGUUAUCUUUUAUUUCUAUUUAUUUUAGCUAUGUUAGAUCAGCUACACCUGACGGCUUACCUGUGUGUGAGCUGCCUUUUGUGCCCCACGUCACAGGCAGCUGCCCGCAGCAGUGUCGUUUCCCUGCACAGGAAGGCAAACUGCGCCUGCAGCGUUCACCACUGGGUGGGGAGCUUUGCUGAACGGCCGGCUCGGUGAGUUGUAGCUCGGCAGUCAUUCUGAUGGGUGCAGAGCUCCGUAGAAAGGGCCAUAAGUGAUAACACUGCUGGUCAAACUGCGGUUUUCCCUGUGAAUAAACGCUGGGCUGUGUCCUCGUGCCUUUAACCUGUUUGUUGUAACUGCCGUUGCAGGACUCAAAUCUGUUACGAGGGAUUCCCUAAAUUCUGUGGGGGCAUGGAUGGCAUAAUAAAGUAAAUCGGGUCUGAAUUUUGUUUCUGCACCAUCACAAGGCAGAAUGGCUGUCCUAGGAUUUAUUGAUGAUAGACUUCGUUGCUUAUCUUAAAAAUAAAAAAAGUAUAGGACAUACUUUAAAUUUGAACCUUUCAUCUUCAGUUAAGUGACUUCCUACCACUCUUAAGUGGUAGAUUUCAAGGACAGUUUCCAUCUGAAGAACACUGUGUGCAUGCUGUGACUGCAGGGUUAGGGACACCUUCACUCAGCUGUUUAUCCUCUGGGUGAAAGAAUCCUUAUGCAGAGUUUCAGUUGCCUUCUGGAUUUUCUCCCUCUCAUCGCUUUCUAAGCUAUGCAAUACAUCUGUACUGACGCUCAGUGAGAUGGAAUGCUGCUGUGUUCACCCUGAACGACGGUGGGGGAGGAAAGGUUCUGGCUGCGAUGGCAAUUAAGCAGCUCUAAAUCGCAGGGAAGUUCUUCCUUGCUGCUGCAGGUGGCAGUCAUUACCCGCACAAGAAGCCCAAGCGCUCAGAGCUGAAGGCCGACAGCCCGCGCAGAGCGGCGAGGAGCACGAGGACGCGCACCGUUGCUUCGGAGGAAUCGCGGGCGUUGGUGAAACGGCCAUUCCUUCCUGAACGGAACACUUGUGUGAAGCUCUGUACCGGUAGUGGACGAAAUGUCAGAUGAAGCAGCACACUUCUUCAGGAAAAGGUUGUAGUUUUGGACUUUCUUCCCUAUUGCUUGAAUGGAAUAUUGAUUCUGAUUGAUUCUGUUUUGACUCUUUGAAGAAACAAGAAGUCUUUCAGGUUCCCCCAACACAGAACAGCUACAGGCACUCCAUACUGUCAUACUUACCAGUGUAAAUCCAAACCAAAGUGCAGGAGCUGAGCAGAUGUGGCACUGCUGACUUUGUAUUUCCCACCAAUGUUCUGACAGCAUCGCGUGCUCUGAGUCUGCCUGAAGUCCUGGGCUCUUUUCCUUCAGGUUAUUGAGCCCUUCUUACUUCUGCACCUGGAAAUAGUGACGUCCACAUCUGCUGUGUUUAUAAUAUUGUUUCAAUGCCAAUUUACUUCUGUUCUAUUUAAAUUUUUGGAGUUCUUAAUCCCUGUGUAUUGAUCUUUUGGACCAGAAGCUAAUAUUUCCAAUUGUUAACAUCAGGUUGUCCCAAG
This is a messenger RNA of Lagopus muta (rock ptarmigan), 3911 nucleotides long. It is a transcript of the gene HAUS8, whose product is annotated as HAUS augmin like complex subunit 8. The record is from RefSeq and is a predicted model, not a curated record. The coding region runs from base 69 to 1097 and encodes 342 amino acids. Lineage: Eukaryota; Metazoa; Chordata; Aves; Galliformes; Phasianidae. The transcript is spliced from 10 exons.